AUGUCCGAGGAGUCUAAGCCAGUCGAGCCCGUCGUCGACGAGACGAAUGCCGAGCUCAAGGGCAAGGCAAUCGCUCAGGACGACCCCGAAGCCGAGGACCACGCCGAGUCCGGAUCCGAGGAGGAACACGAGGACCAACAUGCCGCCGAGGGUUCCAGCGACAAGAAGAAGAAAAAGAAGAAGAAGUCCAAGCGCGCAAAGGUCAAGGAAGCCUUGACCGGUUCCAAGUCCGCCCCGACAGAUGCCGAUUUCCACAAGGCCCUCGAUGGCCUCACUCCCCAGCAGGUCAAGGAGUUCCUCGCCCUCAACCCGGCCCUCGCCCAGGAGGUGUCCAAGGCCUCUAACAGCGAGAACCCCUCCGCCAACCAGGCUGCUGACAUGCUCAAGAAGAUGUCCCUCCAAGACAUCAUGACUGGUCUUGCUGCAGGUGGUAAAAACGCCAAGGACAUGGGUUCUUACAAGUUCUGGCAGACACAGCCUGUGCCCAAGUUUGGUGAAGAACCUACCUUGAAGGAGGGUCCUCUUCGCAUUCAGAAGGUCGAGGAGGUUGAUAAGGAGCCUGCGGGCCUCAUUCCCGGCUUUGAAUGGGUCACUAUGGACUUGACCAACGAGGAGGAGAUCAAGGAGGUGUACGAGCUGCUCAACAAGCACUACGUUGAAGACGAUGAGGCUAUGUUCCGCUUCAACUACUCGCCUUCCAUCUUGCGAUGGGCCAUGAUGCCUCCUGGUUGGAAGAAAGAGUACCACGUCGGUGUGCGCGCUACUCAGUCUCGUCUCCUUGUCGCUUUUAUCUCUGCCAUCCCGGUUCACCUACGUGUCCGCGAAAACGUAGUCACCUGCUCCGAGGUUAACUUCCUUGCCAUUCACAAAAAGCUCAGAGGCAAGCGUCUCACUCCCGUACUCAUCAAGGAAAUCACACGACGCAGCAACCUUGACGGAAUCUGGCAAGGUCUCUACACUGCCGGUGUCGUCCUUCCCAAGCCCGUCAGCACUUGUAGAUACUUCCACCGUGCUAUCAACUGGCAGAAGCUCUACGAGUGUGGUUUCAGCCCUCUCCCUCCUAACAGCAAGCCUCAGUACCAGGUUCGCAAGUAUGCGCUGCCGGACGACACCACCAUUAAGGGUCUGCGACCGUUGGAAGAGAAGGAUCUUGAUGCUGUUAUGGAUCUUUACAAGCGCUACAAUUCGCGCUUCGACAUGACACCUGAAUUCACUCGUGGGGAAGCUCAACAUUGGUUCUUGCCCAAGGUUGGAACCAACGAGCCCCAGGCUGUGUGGACAUACGUUGUCGAGGACGAAAACAACAAAAUCACUGACUUCUUCUCAUUCUUCUGCAUCGAGUCCACUGCCAUCGGAAACUCUAAGCAUAACGUUAUCAAGGUUGCUUACAUGUUCUACUAUGGUACGGAGGUCGCUCUGCAGGACAACUUCGACAAGGCUGCUCUCAAGAAGCGUCUCAAUGACCUGGUUCAUGAUGCGCUUAUCAUCUCCAAGCGUUACAAGUUCGAUGUGUUUAACGCUCUGACACUGAUGGACAAUGCGCUCUUCCUGGAGCAACAGAAGUUUGGUGCUGGUGAUGGUCAGCUUCACUACUACUUGUUCAACUACCGCGUCAACCCUAUUGCCGGUGGUGUUGACCGCAAAAACCAGCUUGACGAGAACAACCUCAGCGGUAUCGGACUGGUGAUGCCUUAA
Messenger RNA from Fusarium sp. VM40, 1695 nucleotides. The record is from the annotation of a GenBank genome assembly. Lineage: Eukaryota; Fungi; Ascomycota; Sordariomycetes; Hypocreales; Nectriaceae.